Messenger RNA from Fimicolochytrium jonesii, 1279 nucleotides. RefSeq names its product mitochondrial carrier domain-containing protein. The transcript is spliced from 5 exons. Gene Ontology annotation, molecular function: S-adenosyl-L-methionine transmembrane transporter activity. Gene Ontology annotation, cellular component: mitochondrial inner membrane. The record is from RefSeq and is a predicted model, not a curated record. The coding region runs from base 105 to 1160 and encodes 351 amino acids. NCBI's taxonomy places the organism in Eukaryota, Fungi, Chytridiomycota, Chytridiomycetes, Spizellomycetales, Powellomycetaceae.
GUCCCCAAGGCGACAAAAUACCAGGACGGGCGCACGGCUAACUUAAGAACCGCAUCUCUCCGCCAGAAUCCAAAAAGGCGCCCUCCUCGCAAACCCAAAAAAAGAUGUCCGAAGGAACGGCCAGCACCCCCUUCUGGGUCACAAUAGUAGCCUCUGCCAUCGCCGCUGUCAUAGCCCGUGGCAGCACACAUCCUCUGGACACUUUGAAGGUCCGACUGCAGACAGCAAUAGCGCCGCCACAUAGCUCGACAUCCACCCGACAUGCGCACAGCGACGCGACGGGUCUGUACGGGUUGUCAGCCUGGGGCGGGUUCUGGUUCAUAGUCCGGAACGAAGGGAUAGGGUCGCUGUAUAAGGGCUUCAGCACCGGGUUGAUCUUCGCCGUUCCAGCGAUCAUAACAUACCUGUCCACGUACGAAUGGACAAAGACGCAUCUUGGGUUCGUCGGCGAUCCUGCCACUAGUAGCAUUAUCCAUCUGCUGGCUGGAGCGCUUGCGGAGUUGCUCAGCAAUGUCUUUUGGUGUCCAAUGGAAGUGAUCAAGAGCAGGCAGCAAGCCCAAGUAGGCAGCGGCCACAUGCCUACAAAGCUAAACGCCCACCCUAGCAUGGAAAACCUCUCCAACAUCGACGACGACGCCGAUAUCCCCCUUCACACUCUAACCGACGACUUCGACUCCCCAAUCCCCCAGUCCCCAACCACAGGUCCCACAGCACCAUCAACAUUCACCCUCAUCCUCUCCCUGUACGCCCGCCAAGGCCUCCCCGGCUUCUUCGUCGGCUUCUGGCUCGGCAUCCUCGUCUACCUCCCCUACUCCAUCCUCUACUUCAUCCUCUACGAACAACUCAAACUCCUCGCUUCCCACAACACCCCCUCGCUUAUCCCCCAACUCUCCGGGUGGGCCAUCAUCCUCUGCUCCGGUGUGGCGGGGAGUAUAGCUGCCGCGGUGACGAACCCGUUGGAGGUGCCGAAGGUGGCGUAUCAGGUGGAUGAAGGGAGGAGGGAGACGUUUUGGGCCAUUGUGAAGGGGUUGUGGAGGAGGGAGGGGUGGAGGGGCUUUUGGAGGGGGGUUGGGGCGAGGGUGGCGUGGAUGGGGCCGACGCAUGUGGUGCAGUUUUGGGUUUAUGAGAGUUUUAGGGGGUGGUUGACACCGAAGGCGUGAUGGGAGGUUCCAACUUGCAUGGCGGGAUGACAUCUCGCGUCACACGUGAGAUUAAGGAGCUUCAAACGGCAGGUCUUCUUGGGAAUCUUCAGUGCACGAGGUCGUUGAUUGUUGCAGAC